Meloidogyne enterolobii is the source of this 474-nucleotide messenger RNA. NCBI's taxonomy places the organism in Eukaryota, Metazoa, Nematoda, Chromadorea, Rhabditida, Meloidogynidae. The record is from the annotation of a GenBank genome assembly.
AUGCUUAAACAAGCUUUUGGCAAGCUUAAAUUAACAACAAGAAAGAGCGUUGUUUUGGGAAUUACAGGCAGUACUUGUACAGGAAAAACUACUUUAGCAAAUAAAUUGAGUCAAAAGCUGGUAAAUGAAGGUAUUUCUACACAAGUUAUUCAUCAAGAUAUUUUUUACAAAGAGAAGGAAGAAGUUACAACUUUAACAAAUUUACAGGAUUCUUCAAUUCUUUUUUAUAAUUAUGACCAAAUUAAUUCUUUAAAGACUGAAGAAAUGUUGGAAGCCGUGAGAAAAGCAAAAGAUUUAAAUCAAGUUGUUAUUGUUGAGGGAAAUAUGGUGACAAAUUUAGAGGAAAUUUUAAAAGAAAUUGAUGCAAUUAUUUUGUUAACUAUCGACAAAAAAAUAUGUGAGGAAAGGAGAAGUAAAAGAAUUUAUGAUCCUCCAGAUGAAAAGGGGUUUGAAAUUUUUUUUAAUUUUGGUUGA